CGUACGCGACCAUCAUGAAAACUUUAGUCUUCAUUACUGCGCCGGUGGCAGUCGGUAUGGUGAUUAGACACUAUCGUCCGAGAAUAGCCUCAAUUGUUACAAAGAUUUCGAGCAUCAUUGGAUGGGUGGGGGUAAUAUCUGCCUCAGUCAUCUGGGGCAUCUUGUACUGGUCGGUGUUCGCUGCCGCCACUCCUCUGCUCUACGCCUGCUCCUUCAUCCUCCCAUUCCUGGGCUUCUCUUUGGCUUAUGUAUUUGCUCGUCUCAUGUGCAGGACUCAUAAAGUUUGCAGAACUAUUGGCAUAGAAACAGGAUCCCAAAACAUGGCGGUUGCUCUCAGCGUGAUUUUGAUGUCAUUCCAGGACCCAAAAGUAAAGGCGAGUAUGAUCGUUUUUCCUACGUUGUAUGGAACAACUCUACUGAUAGAAAUGUUCACUGGCAUCGGACUGUUCCACAUGUGGAGAAGAUGUCGACAGAAACCUGACGACGAAUAUCUGCCCGUGGCGCACACAGCUGCUCUCGUGAAGUCCUCUUCCGGUAGACAAGAUCCGCGCAGCUUCACACAGAGCUCUUCAUUUUAAUAUAAAACUUCAACGUUGAUACUAUAAACUGUUAGGCGCACUUUACAGUACGCUUAGAAAGCAACCUUUUCUCGGGAUAAGGGAUCUCUGCUCGCCGCUGUGGAAACAACCGAUUAACUUAUGUCAGAAGGUGAUUGUCAUCACAAAAGAAUUUGUCGUCUAUAUAGAAAUUUGUCUAAAUUCGUAAAAAAU
Messenger RNA from Hyalella azteca, 770 nucleotides. RefSeq names its product ileal sodium/bile acid cotransporter. Gene Ontology annotation, molecular function: bile acid:sodium symporter activity. Bases 15 to 578 code for a protein of 187 amino acids. NCBI's taxonomy places the organism in Eukaryota, Metazoa, Arthropoda, Malacostraca, Amphipoda, Hyalellidae. The record is from RefSeq and is a predicted model, not a curated record. Gene Ontology annotation, biological process: bile acid and bile salt transport. The transcript is spliced from 4 exons.